AUGAUUUAAUAAGCAAAUUUAAAGUUAAAAUGUUAAGUAGAUGAGCAUAAGGAAGAGAUUGAUUUUGUUUGUUAUGAUUAAUUUUGUACAGGAUUUCGAUUAUAAUGUUUUGAAUGUUUUAAAAAGGGAAUCCAUAAUAAUCAUAUUAAUGAUGUCAAAAAAAUAAACACUUUGAUGUAAUUCCUUGAAAAUAAUAAUAAAGAUUGUGAUAAUUUAAUUGAUGAUCUUAAUAAAUAUAUAGAAAAUGUAAAUUAAUCAUUUUCUUAAUUAAAAAGAGGAAUCACAAAUAAAUAUUCAUUAUUAAAAGAAAGAUUAGUUAAUUUGGAUUCUUGUUAAAUUAAUGAUUAUUUGAAUUCAACUAUUUAAUUAAAUGAAUAUAAAUAAUCUAUUUCCAAAAUUAUUGAAGAAUAAACUAAGAAUAUAUCUCAUUCAUUUAAUAAUUUAUAUUAAUAAUUAUAAUUAUCAUCAUUUAAUUAUUAUUAACUUGAUGAAAAUGAUAUUAAAUUAUCUGAAGAUCUAUAUAAAUAGGGUAUUUAUUUAAUAAUUAAGAUUUUAGGUUAUUAAUUAUAUUUGGAUAAAAAGUAUAAUGAGGCCAUAGAACAAUUAGAUAAAUCAAUUUAAAUAAAUCCUAAUAACUAGGUAUCUAUAAGUUGUAAAGGUAUACUUAAUAAUCUUUAUAUUAAUAGGUUAGUGUUUAAGGUUGUUAAAUAAAUUUGAAGAUGCAAUCACUUGGUUGGACAAAGCAUUAGCUAUUGACCCCAAACAUGUUGUUUCCUUAAGUGAUAAAGGUAUACUUAAUAAUCUUUAUUUUAAUAGGUUAGUGUUUAAGGUUGUUAAAUAAAUUUGAAGAUGCAAUCACUUGGUUGGACAAAGCAUUAGCUAUUGACCCCAAACAUGUUAGUUCGUUAUGUAUUAAAGGUAUACUUAAUAAUCUUUAUAUUAAUAGGUGAUUGUCUAAGAUUUUUAAAAUAAUAUGAUAAAUCUUUAACAUUUCUUAAUCAAGCACUGUCCAUCAAUCCUAACCAUACUUUUAGUCUUGAUCGCAUUGGUAUAUUUUGAUAAAUAUUAAGGUAACUGUCUACAAGAUUAAGAGAAAUAUUAAUAAGCUCUGAUAUAUUAUGAAAGAAAAUUAAAGAUUUAACCUAAUGAUCAAUGGACCAAAAAUUAAAAGGGUAUUCUUAUUUUCUUAAUAUAGAAUUUUGUGAAAAGAAAUUGAAAAAUUGA
Messenger RNA from Paramecium pentaurelia, 1224 nucleotides. NCBI's taxonomy places the organism in Eukaryota, Ciliophora, Oligohymenophorea, Peniculida, Parameciidae. The record is from the annotation of a GenBank genome assembly.